AUGCCUCCUAGUACAGACCCACAAGACAACAUCACCACCAGCGGACCCAGCGAGCCUUCACAGCCAAACGGGGAACAAAGAUCAGAGUCUGUUCCAGCCGGCAAUGCUGACGCAGCCGCAGAAAGAGAACUGCGAAGGGAGGAAAAGAGACGCGCGAGACGAAGAAGAGAACAGGCAAGAUACAUACUCCGGAAGCUCGAAACCGGACAGCAAACGCUAUACCUGCAAGAGGUGUACGUGCAAUCCAGCCACUGUCGAGCUUGGGAGCGCUCGAUUGCAAAGGUGACGCGCGAGCCGAAUAUUCGGUCUUAUUAUCGAUUUGCGUUGAAGGGUGGCAGGAAUUCGUACGGUGGAGACCUGGUCGAGUACUACCACAUCACCUGCAUGGAGCGUCUUAUCCGCAAUCUCGGAGACCUCGCCGCAAACGGGUAUCUCAAGAUCGAUGGCCGGGUAUCCUUACGCGAAGAGGGCAAGGUCUCUGAAAAAUGCGCAUGGGAGGUCAUCCAAGACUGGUUCAAAUAUGGCGGUCGCACGUUCGACAUAGAAUGCUACGAGAGGUUUGAGAAGGGCAAAGAAAAGUGGUCUGAGGAUAGUUAUGAUCACUGCGUCCGGCAUUCGCUCACGCAUAAAGCAGCGGAGCCUGUAAAGGACUGCUGGUACUGUGAAGGCGCGCCCCCUGAGCCAGCGAAAAGGGACUAUUGUCCUGGGGAGCCGAAUGCGAUCAGGCUGAGUCAGUUAUUGCUGGCUAUUACUGGCCUUCCACAUAUUGAUCAUUGGUGGCUCUGGUCACGGGAAGAAAGAGGUGGUGGAGGUGUAAGGGAUCCUGCUUGA
This is a messenger RNA of Aspergillus udagawae, 831 nucleotides long. RefSeq lists its product as uncharacterized. NCBI's taxonomy places the organism in Eukaryota, Fungi, Ascomycota, Eurotiomycetes, Eurotiales, Aspergillaceae. The record is from RefSeq and is a predicted model, not a curated record. The coding region runs from base 1 to 831 and encodes 276 amino acids. The transcript is spliced from 2 exons.